AGUAGAGUUAUCUGGUUAAAAAUGGCGACUAAGGGGAGUACAUCGGACGCAUCGGAUGAACUGUUUGACUAUUUAUGUUCUCCGUGUAACAAACAAGACAAGAAUAGUGAGGCAGUGAAGUAUUGUUUGGACUGUCAGGAGUACCUGUGUGUAACUUGUGUUAAAAGUCACAAUAGUUUUUCUGUCCUAGCUGGGCAUACAUUGGUUGAAAGGUCAAAGUUUGGAAAUGCAAGUAGAAUAGACAGCAAGGAAUUGCCGUCGGUGCCGACAGAGCGGUGCAAAGUUCACUCAUUGAAGCUCGUGGACAUGUACUGUGCUGAUCAUGACUCGGUUGGAUGUCAUGUCUGCUUUACGAUCAAUCAUAAGCCAUGUCAAGAUAUCCACUACAUUCCCGAGUAUGUUGAAAAGAUUAAACAGGCUGAAAGUAUCAGAAAGAUGAAUGAUGAGAUGGACAAAGCAAUUUCUGAAAUGGAUAACUUGAUGAAAAAGAAACAGAAAGAUAUCGAAGAUAAUGAGAAAACAAAGGCUGUCUUGUUAAAAGAAAUCAAAACAUUUAGGAAGGAAGUUAACGAAGCUUUAGAUCGGCUGGAACAAGCUUCUAUCGCUGAAGUAGAAGGGAAAUGCGGUAAACAGGAUCAAGAAUUUCGAGAAGAAGUGAAGAAUAUACAGGAUACUCUCGAUAAACUUACUACAUGUAAAGCCGAAAUGGAAUCAUCACAGAGGAAUCCUUCGCAACAGUUUGUUAAUAUGAAGAAAUCCGAGAAUAUAAUAUCAGAUAUUAAAAAGGCCGGAUCACGAACUGCAGAUAAAGUGAAAGAUAGUCUAUUGUUUGAAAGAAAUUCAGAGAUACUGCAUUUCCUUCAAAAUCAUGAGUCACUUGCAAAGAAGCCACUUCUAAUGAAGCAUGGGCUUUACGAAGCUCAAAGCAAGCAAAGCUACAAUGUAAAGUUGAAUGACGACGUCAGUACCUGUUGUAUUUGGUCUUCUUGUAUACUUGACUAUGGUGAUAUUUUGUUAGCAGACUAUACCAACAAGAAAAUAAAACUUGUUACCCGUGAAACAUAUAAAGUACGAAAUUCAAUGAAGGUGUCUGCCAAUCCUAGAUCUGUUUGCAAGAUAAGUAGUGUGGAAGCUGUGGUAAGUCUUUCAAACAAAACAGUGCAGUUUGUGUCUACCAAGAAUGAGCUUGCUCCUACACGCUCCCUGAAGUUUGAUCAUGAUUGUCGAGGUAUUGCUGUCAUGGAUGGUCAACUUGUGAUUUGUGAAGAAGGUAACAAAGCUUAUAUCUAUACAAUGAAUGGAAGUCGUCUAAAUAUCAUCCAGAAGGACACAAAUGGAAAUGAUAUAUUUAGUCAUAUCCGUGAGGUUUGCGUAAGUGACAACGGUAGGACAAUUCACGUCGUUGAUAGUGAUAGAGGUCCGGUAACUAUAGACAGAGACUGUAAUGUUGUCCGGAGAUUUUGUGGUCAAGAACUGAACAGCGCCUGGGGAGUAUGUACAGAUGGAACCUGCAACGUGUUUGUGAGUGGUAAGUCUUCGAAAAAUGUUGUACAACUAGGACCUGGUGGAAAGUUACUUGGAGAAGUUGUCACUAAAGCGCAUGGUUUAGAAAGUCCACAGGCUGUGUGCUUUGAUGCGGAAAGAUGCAAGCUGUUUAUAUCAGAUGGAAACGAGUGCAAGUGUUUCACGUUCAAUAGACAAUAUUCUGAUUUAUGUGAACAAGAACUAACAUUAUACAUACAAACAUUUCGAUUUACUAAAAUAUAAUAAUUUAUGUACAUAAGUUCUAUGUUUUAAUUCUAAUCUAUUGCUGAAGGUUGGUCUUUAUUCAAAGAACUGAUUCCAUUGAUUUUAUGAGUCCAUUUUUGAAAACUUUAGGAAAUAAAAUUUUCUGACUGAAUCUAUGUACUGUAUAUAAGUAAGGAAAACGUGAAAAUUGGAUAUGAUAUUUGGUAUAACAUUAUAGAUAUUUGUAAGUGUUCAUCCUCUUGAUCUGCUUGCAAUCUUCAAUGGAAUAUAACUCAGAUGUAUUUGCAAUAAAGAAAGCUUCACAAAAAGUCAAAUUCUAUGCAUAUGCUAACAAAUAUACUUAUGAUAAUGAUUAUACUUCGUGUUCUAGAUUUUCAGGCAAAAAUGUUAAUAUAUCUGUAAUGUGUUUACAUUGAAAGGUUAUGUAUCUUGCCCAUAAAACUGUAAUAAAUUGUAACAUUUAUACCCUCUCAAUCUCAAGAAUAUGGUUAUAUUGUUUUGCUUUUGCUGAUCUGUGCGGUUUGGUUUAUGAUUAGUAUCGGGAAAAUAUUUGAGCCUUCAAUGGAUAAUUGCUUGAGGUCAGUAGAUAACCUCAUCUGUUGGUCGAAUGUCACGGCAGCAAUAAAUAGCUGGAGAUCGUUUCAUUCUACGUCCGUCAAACUUGAUGUCAGGAUUGUUCUAUUAUUUUGUUUAGGUCAAGAUCACAGUGAUAUCAUUAAAAAAAUUCUCUUGUCACUGACUGUAAAACUAUAGGAUGUUUGUCAGUGGUCAGUAGAUGAUCCCUAUGAUUUGUUAGGUCAGUAUGUCAAGGUUGUAAUGACAAAGUCCAAUGAAUAAUAUAAAAGGUAUUGGCUUAGGAGAGUAAAACACCGUAGGCAGACCACAAUUGUUCGAAGGGUUAAUAACUCAAGAACUGUUAUGCCUUUGUCCAUUAAACAGCUUUUUGUGGAUCCGUAGUUAAAAGGUCAAGAUCACAAUGAACGAAUUUACUGAUGAACUUCAAAGGGUGAUUACCUAAGACGUCAGUGGGUAAUCGUCAAGGUGGUAUAAAUGACAUUGAAACUUUAAACGGAUCUUACAGCAGCCAUUUCCUGUGAUGACUGUCUAUGGGCAGUAAAUCACCGUAAUAUGUUGUGAUCAGAGCGUCAAAGGUCAAUGCCUCAGUUGCAAAGUUGCAGUGAGAAUGAAAAGACCUUCUGAUCAAUAAUUAAAGAACGUCUGAAUCUUCAUAGGAUAACUGACUAUAUUCCAAAUAUGGUUCAUAGUAGCUGUCCAAACUGGCAGAAUGAAUAUUAAAGGUUUAGAGUUGUUAGCAUGCCUCAGAUGACGUACCUAUAGGAACUUUGGAAAUUCAAUUAAAAGUUCAAUUUAAUAAAA
Molecule: messenger RNA, 3126 nt
Organism: Mercenaria mercenaria
Lineage: Eukaryota; Metazoa; Mollusca; Bivalvia; Venerida; Veneridae
Product: E3 ubiquitin-protein ligase TRIM71-like
Exons: 3
Coding region: 22-1767 (581 amino acids)
Biological process (GO): positive regulation of DNA-templated transcription
Cellular component (GO): nucleoplasm; chromatin
Molecular function (GO): ubiquitin-protein transferase activity; zinc ion binding
Source: RefSeq, a predicted model, not a curated record